AUGGACGCGUUCGUGUCGCGCAAGAGAAAGUGGGUUGAACAGUCGCCCUCGUCGAGUAAUAAUAAAGGCGUGCAACCUCGAGAGAAUGCAGAGGAAGAGUCUACCGACUUCAAGCUGGCUCUAUUGGCAUCUCUACAUCCAAAUCUUGAUGAAGGAACCCUGCUUGAGGCAUUGCUCGCCGCCGACGGGGUCGUCGAACAAGCCUCAGAGUGUCUAUCACAGCCUCUAGCUGCAUCUCCAAGAAAGCGACCCGCACCAUCUACGGUUGGUUAUCAAUCAUCACUGAGCUCGUAUCGCAUUGUUCCUGCCAACGGCACCUUGACCAGAAAGCCGCUUGUAAGAAAAGGCAAGACACUGUUUCUGUACAGUCCAGAAGACAUCGAAGCACAUACGCCUUGCUCUAUCAUACAUAACUUUCUCCCAGCAAAGCAAGCGGACGCAUUGCUGUCCCAGUUGCUUGAAGAGGCAUCAACGUAUGAAAGAUUUGAGUUUAAGCUGUUUGACAGGGUCGUCUUGAGCCCACACACCUAUUCCUUCUACGUCAACAGCCUGGCGGAGGCCGAAAGACAGAAGACCGAAUACGUUUACAACGGUGGCCAGAUCGAGGAUGUUCGGCAAAGCGUACCAGAAAUGCUUAAUGCCUGUCCACAAGUCGAAGAAGCCGUCAAUCGUGAGAUCCAACGCAGAAUACGCGACUUUUACCCCAACGGCAAAAAACUCAAGUACCAAUCCCCUCAUCCAUGGAAGGCCAACACUGCUUUUGUCAACUGUUACGAUGGACCGCAGGAGAGUGUCGGAUACCACGCUGAUCAACUUACCUAUCUGGGCCCACGAGCCGUCAUCGGUAGUCUAAGCCUAGGUGUAGCGCGCGAAUUCCGCGUCCGCAGAAUACUCGCCGAGGACGACGAGCACCGCAAAGAAGACGGUUCCCUCGCAGAUGCUCAAGGCCAGAUUAGCAUCCAUCUUCCGCACAACUCCCUCCUGGUCAUGCACGCGGAGAUGCAGGAAGAAUGGAAACACUCCAUUGCGCCGGCUCAAGCUAUCGAUCCUCACCCACUUGCAGGGAACAAGCGACUUAACAUCACUUAUCGCUUCUACAAGGAUAGCCUACAUCCGAGGUAUACGCCGAAAUGCAAGUGUAAUGUGCCGACUGUGUUGAGAUGCGCGACGAGGAAGAAGGAGUCAAGGGGGAGGUACAUGUGGAUGUGUCAUGCGGGAUACGUGCCAGGUCAGGAGAGCUGCAGCUUUUUUCAGUGGGCUGAAUUUGACGACGAUGGGGAGCCGCCGUGGGCUUGGAAGAUCAAGAAGGAGGGAGGGAGUGAGGAGGAAGAAAGAGCGGAUGGCGAACCCGGCAAAUAA
Messenger RNA from Alternaria atra, 1359 nucleotides. RefSeq lists its product as uncharacterized. Gene Ontology annotation, cellular component: nucleus. The coding region runs from base 1 to 1359 and encodes 452 amino acids. The transcript has 2 exons. Gene Ontology annotation, molecular function: zinc ion binding; dioxygenase activity. Lineage: Eukaryota; Fungi; Ascomycota; Dothideomycetes; Pleosporales; Pleosporaceae. The record is from RefSeq and is a predicted model, not a curated record. Gene Ontology annotation, biological process: DNA alkylation repair; DNA repair.